Molecule: messenger RNA, 523 nt
Organism: Drosophila miranda
Lineage: Eukaryota; Metazoa; Arthropoda; Insecta; Diptera; Drosophilidae
Product: probable cytochrome P450 12a4, mitochondrial
Exons: 2
Coding region: 65-523 (152 amino acids)
Molecular function (GO): oxidoreductase activity, acting on paired donors, with incorporation or reduction of molecular oxygen; iron ion binding; monooxygenase activity
Source: RefSeq, a predicted model, not a curated record
AGCUAAUGGAAUGAUUUAGCAGUAUAGCUCUGGCAGUGAAUGAAUUAAGUUCCUAACAAGCAAAAUGUUGAAAGUGCGCAGCGGUCUAUCUAUAAUUCAGGCGCAAAAAGCAGCCCUCUCUGUCAGCAGUCCGCUGCGUUGGCAGACCACAGCAGCUGUAGCAGAGCCCAGAAAUGAUGCAGAGUGGCUACAAGCUCGUCCCUUUGAUCAGAUUCCUAGUACAACUUUUCUGUCUACUGUUCGGAAUUUUAUGCCUGGAGGAAAAUAUAGCAAACUGGACAUUGUGAAAUUGUUCAAAGCUUUGCAAGACGACUAUGGAAACAUAUUAUAUUUUACCAGGUAUGAUGGAGGUACGUCAUACCUGAUGACUCACAAUCCCAAGGAUUUCGAGGUCGUGUUCCGGAACGAAGGAGUGUGGCCGCAUCGGCCUGGCAGCGAUACUCUUCGCUAUCAUCGGAAGACUCAUAGAAAGGAUUUCUUCCAGGGAGUGGAGGGAGCUUUACCCACACAAGGAAAAACCUGA